AUGGCAUCUUGCACUCUGCUCCGAGUAGUGGUCGCCGGCGCCUCUGGCGAGACGGGGCAGUCUAUCAUGGCAGCCCUGCUGGCCGAGCCAGCGCAGUUCAAGGUCGUGGCACUGGCACGGCACGAGUCGGCGGGCAAGGAGGUUUACCAAGAGAUGGCACGGGCUGGCGCCACUGUCGAGGCGGUUGAUUUCUGUGAUGUGGAGACACUCGCAGCCCGGCUCGUGGCCGCCGACGUCGUUAUCUCGUGCCUACUACCGCUCCAACGGGUCGAAUCGGAGACGCUCAUCGACGCUGCGCACCGCGCCAGCGUUGGCCGGUUUGUACCCAGCUUUUUCUCUACGAUUAUGCCCCCGCGCGGGAUCAUGGAGGUCCGUGAUGUCAGGGAAGACCUGCUGGACCGCUGCAAGCUCAUCUACCUACCUUACACCGUUAUUGAUGCCGGCUCAUGGUACCAAAUCAGCCUACCGCCACCGUACGCCCCGCCGCCGCCGCUGGCCACCACUGUUAUCGGCGAUGGCGAUAUCCCUACCGCCAUGAUCGAUAAGGCCGAUAUUGGGCCGUACGUAGCACGUAUCAUCGCAGAUCCGCAGACGCUGAACCGGUUCGUGUUCGUAUACGGCGAGGUCACGACGCUGAACGGUAUCUGGACUGAAGUUGAGACCGCGACAGGGGAGGCAGUACCGCGGGAUUCCAUCUCGGUUGUGGACCUUGAGGCCCGUAUCGCGGCGCUGCGGAGCUCAGUUACCGCAGACCCGACGAACGUAGGCCUGGUAUUGGACCUCGCAAUGGGCCAGUAUCUUCAUAGUCGUCAUGUCAGAGGCGACAACACGCCCGAUCGCGCCAAGUACCUCGGAUACUUGGAUUGCAAAAUUUUAUACCCGGAUGUCAAGUGCAAGUCGCUACACGCCUAUAUCCGCGAGGUAGUUGAUGGGAAGCGUGACUACAGCGUCUACGUUGGCCGAGACGUAGUAGCAGAUGCAACGCAGCAUAGAGACUAG
Messenger RNA from Microdochium trichocladiopsis, 999 nucleotides. RefSeq names its product isoflavone reductase. Lineage: Eukaryota; Fungi; Ascomycota; Sordariomycetes; Xylariales; Microdochiaceae. The record is from RefSeq and is a predicted model, not a curated record. The transcript has a single exon. The coding region runs from base 1 to 999 and encodes 332 amino acids.